UCUGACACCUGUCACACAAGAAGAAGACACAGCACUCGCAGCUACUCUGAGUAGAGCUGUGUCCAUCAGAUUUGAGAGUAUGUGGUUCACAUUUGUUCUACUUCAACUUCUGCCUUUGCUCACCCUCGGUGCCCGUUGUCCCGAUGGGUGCAUUUGUGACAUUAGGGGUUCUGCAGAAUGCACUGGGGACAUUACUGACAUACCCCCUCUCAACCCAGCUGCAACCGUCCUACUCCUGCUAAACGACACAAACAUAAAGGUCCUCAAAGACAGAAGUUUUCAGCCGUUCUCUCUUCUGAUACGACUGAUGAUCACGCAUAGCGCUCUUGACAUCAUCCAACCAGAAGCCUUCCAUGGUGCUCCACAGCUUCGGUCCAUCAAGCUCUCUUUCCCACCCAAGGUGUUUCAUGAGUUGAGUAACUUGGAGGAGCUGCAGCUAGACGGUAACCGAAUAGCUUCCAUUAGUUCAGAACUCUUUGAGGCGGUGGUCAACCUAACCGAACUAAAUCUGAGCAAGAACCGCCUUUCACAGCUGGACGCCGACGUCUUCCAGAGAUUGACCAAGCUGAAUUACCUAAACUUAGCUGAUAACCAACUGAGGAACCUCCCGAAGACCCUUUUCCACAACCUCCGGCAACUCAAAUCUCUGGUGCUCUCGUCCAACAAGUUGGAGACUCUAGAAAGUGGUUCCUUUGACCAUUUAAGCAACCUGUUGGUGCUAAUGCUACAGAAGAACCAGAUCCGAGAGAUUCCUCCACGUCUUUUCUGGCACUUGCCUUCCCUGCUCACCCUUUCAAUGUCGGGCAACCAACUCCAGUAUAUUCCAGCCAAGAGCUUCUACUACUUACCCAACCUGACCAAGCUAACCCUCUACAAGAACCCCUUGAUAUCUCUACCUUACCAGCUAAUGGGACACAUGCCGAGACUCCAAGAUCUGUAUCUCUAUGAAACCAAUCUAUCCACUGUCCCUUGGAACCUUUUUGCUAACAUGACCAACCUACGGACUCUCAAUUUAUACAUCAACAACAAGUUGACCUCGCUACCAAAAAGCCUCUUCUGUUGCCUGCUCAACCUGAAGAAACUGUCUCUGAGGAACAACAACCUUCGGGAACUGGACCCAGAGCUUUUCUCCAACUUGAAUAGCCUUCAAAUUCUGAUGCUUAAUGAGAACAAGCUUGAGUCUCUCCCAUCGGCAAUCUUCGGCAACACCUCCAGACUUGAAAUUCUAGACCUGAACCACAACCAUCUGAGGUAUCUCCCAGGAGAUGUUUUUGCACACCUAAUGGUGCUAAAGGACCUCUCUCUUAGCGGCAACAAAUGGAAUUGCAGUUGUAGCAUUAUGGGUAUCGCAAAAUGGAUUCGUGAAAACCCGAAACUAAUCAGUGACUUGGACAAAGGAGUCACAUGCUAUGAACCGUAUCGCUUAGAAAACCAUCCUCUACAAACUCUGACUUACGCAGAACUCCACUGUGGUGUUUUCCAGACAACAUAUAUUGGUUAAAAUGCCAUUACCAAUAGAGAAAGUUUAAAAAGCCUCUCUUCAGUUAUCAGCAAACUGUUUUACCUUGUAGUGCAUAUUGCAACUGGUCAAAUUCCACUUCCUAUUUAUGAGGAAUAUUUUGCAUUUUUCAAAUUUUACACAACAAAUCUGAAUACACAUUAUGUUUAGCACAGCAGCUUUUGCGACGAGUUUUAAAAGAUAUAUCAUCAUUUUCAGAAGCAUUCAUUUCUGCAGCCAUUAACAAUUAAUUGUUGUUUCUAUUCAAAUAGCCUUCACAUGUUUUCCAUUCUGCAAUUUCCACAUUCCAGUGUUUUACCAUCACAAAACUGAUAAGGACACACCCUUGGUGGUUGUUUGCACAGUUUAAGACCAAAUAAAAUGUUUGUGCCUU
Carassius auratus (goldfish) is the source of this 1892-nucleotide messenger RNA. RefSeq names its product platelet glycoprotein V-like. Gene Ontology annotation, molecular function: protein binding. The record is from RefSeq and is a predicted model, not a curated record. Lineage: Eukaryota; Metazoa; Chordata; Actinopteri; Cypriniformes; Cyprinidae.